CAGAGUUACCUCACUCAGGAAAAUAUGAAUAUAUAGCGAGGACACAGAGGAAGCUCUAGAUACCGUUCAGAGUCAGAUCGUCACUUCUUCUUUCAAGAUACUAAGGAAGGCCUCACCAUGUCUCUGUCCGUCAAGGAAAAGACCCAAGCCAGGCUCGUGUUCCUGGGCGCAGCAGGUGUUGGGAAGACAUCCUUGAUUCGUCGUUUUCUGCAGGAUAACUUUGAUCCAAAGCACAGGCACACAGUGGAAGAGUUGCACAGCACAGAGUAUGAAACUGCAGGAGGUACACAAGUGAAGAUCGAAGUGUUGGACACCAGUGGGAGUUACGAGUUUCCAGCGAUGAGGAAGCUAAGCAUGCAGAGUGGAGAUGCCUUUGCUUUGGUGUAUUCUGUGGACGAUCCAGAAACCUUCGAAAGGGUAAAGAGGUUGCGUGAAGAGAUUCUAGAAGUCAAAGAGGAGAAGAACCCCCCAAUUGUUGUAGUAGGGAAUAAGAAGGAAGAGGACGUUGCCCAACAAGUGUUCUGGAAAGAAGUAAUGUCAACAGUUGAGCUGGAAUGGAACAGUUGUUUGAUCGAAACAUCAGCCAAGGAGAAUCUCAACGUGACAGAGGUGUUCAGGGCGCUGCUGACAGAGGUCAACUUGCCCUGUCGACUAAGUCCUGCACUGAGGAGGAGGAGAGAGACCAUUCCCAAUGAGGGUAACCGUAAGCCCCCCAUGAACAAAACAAACAGCUGCAUCAUCUGUUGAUACUGAACCCCUCACCGUAUGUGUGUGCCAACUCUCAACCCAUUCAAGACUAUUGCUUCUGGAUUGUUAAGAAAAGAGCCUGUGAGUCACUGGGAUGGUGAGGCAGUUCUGACCAUCUUAGGAAAGUUUAGUUGGUUUGGCCAUUUGUCUAGGAUUAGGGCAACCAUCUGAACCCCCCCCAUCUUCCCCACUGGUCCUAAAUAUACAAAAUUAACCUUUGCAUAGCACUGUUAGCUCUAGAUCAAAACAAUGCGUUUCUUUGUAUAUGCAUAGCUCUGUAAAACGCUAAGCAAUGUUGUGAGAAAUGUAAUUCUCAGGUAAAUGGGCAGAUGACAUCACCAGAGUUGUAUCAUUGUGUAUGUUCUUGUGUAAAUUUUAAGGGGGGGUGUUAUUAAAGUAAAUCCAGCUAAAACCAUGCAAAUGGUUGCAAAAUCAG
This is a messenger RNA of Spea bombifrons (plains spadefoot toad), 1183 nucleotides long. RefSeq names its product ras-related protein Rap-1b-like. The record is from RefSeq and is a predicted model, not a curated record. The coding region runs from base 118 to 747 and encodes 209 amino acids. Gene Ontology annotation, molecular function: GTP binding; GTPase activity. Lineage: Eukaryota; Metazoa; Chordata; Amphibia; Anura; Pelobatidae. The transcript has a single exon.